AUGCUUCAAUCUUUCGAGAGGGGCUUGACCUGGCUCCGACUCGCGCAUCUGCUCUACCUCAACGACAAUUUGUGUCUACCUGGCCGCUUUGUCCGUGGACGUCGUUCAGCAGACAAAGGCCCAUGGCUCAAAGUCACCGAAGCUUCAACUUACACGCAACCAAUCUCGCCGCCCAAGAUGACCAACCCCGAACAAGGCCAGAGUCAGAUCUCGAAAUACGCCUGGGCCGUCAUAGUCGCAGCAAUCGUUCUGUCUGUCGUCUUGUUGAUCGUGGGCCUACACAGCUAUCGUACGAAGCGAGCCGCUCGCCUGAAACGCCAGCGAGAUGCGGAGAACGACAAGAUCUUUGGCGGCGUCAUGGCGAAACCGCUGAUUGAUGGCCCGGCGCUGCCGAACAAACCACCAACGCGGCCGCAGAGGGGGAGGAGUUUGGUCUAUUCAGGUCCACAGUAG
Molecule: messenger RNA, 453 nt
Organism: Cyphellophora attinorum
Lineage: Eukaryota; Fungi; Ascomycota; Eurotiomycetes; Chaetothyriales; Cyphellophoraceae
Exons: 2
Coding region: 1-453 (150 amino acids)
Source: RefSeq, a predicted model, not a curated record